UUAGUUUGCUUCUUCCUAGAAAACGUUUAUUUUUAAUUCGCUCCUUAGACUUGAGAAAACGGUAUAAUUUUUUUUAAAUCAAUAAUAGAAGGGCGUUUUGUUUCCAAAUCUUAAUCUUUAUUAUCGAAGAUAGUAGUUAUCAUAUUAUAUUAUUUAUCGCGAUAUUUUCUCUAUUUUGCAUUAUAUUGCUGUGCAGUUUAAGUUAAUAAAAAUUUAAACAGUGGCUCGUGGUUCUCAAACUGUUAUGUUAAUAUCCUCAUAGUUUAAAAGGUGCAGGCAAUAUUAAAAACAUGAAGGUUGAUAAAAAAUUGUUGCCUGUAAAAGGACAUUACUUUCUUUUUAAUGCUGGAACUGCUCCCCUCGUACCAUAUCUAUCAACAUAUGCUCGCCAGUUGGGAUUUUCCUCAGCAACAGUUGGUUUAAUUUAUACAGUCUUACCAAUAUUUGGUUUAGUGGCAAAACCUUUGUUUGGAAUAAUAGCAGACAGAUUUAAAAGACAAAAAUUAAUAUUUCUUAUAUUCCAAAUUGUGACAAUAGUUAGUUUUUCUGCUAUAUAUACGAUACCCGGUGACACAGAGAACAUUCCUUCUGUACAAUUGGAGUGUGGCAAUGGUGCAUCAUUUCUUCGCAGUUGCUAUCAAGAUGCAAAUUCAAUUAAUCAGUGUAGUAAAAACUCUUUAGGAAAUCUUACUGGUAUCUCAAAAUGUAAUAUGAACUGUGAAAUGAACUCUCCCAAAAUGUGGCAAACUGUUUGUGAACAUUGGCAUAUGCCUCAAUAUUGUUACAGUGAAACGGACUUAAUAGAAUACACAGCACACAUUAAUAACGCUGAUAUAAGAGAUGAUCAAUGUUUGUAUUUAAAUGCAGAUGCAGUAAAAUUAGAUGGAUACCCUUAUACACCACAUUGCCACAUUGGUGAUGGCUACCGUGAUCUAAAUCAAUCUUGUGCUAUGAGUUGUACCAACCCAAAGCUGUCAACGGCGAUAGGCAGUACAAAACCAAUAAUGACUUGCUCAAAUAAAUUGCUCAAUUUCCGACUAUGCUCAAACAAUUCAAAUGCUCUCAAAGAAGCCAUUAACACAACUAAUGAUGAAUGCCAGGUUUCUUGUGACUUAGAUAAAACAGCUCCUUGGCGUCUUAUGGAGAUUUGUGAAGCUUGGCAAGCGGAUGAAGCUAAAACUUGCCGUCCAAAGACCAGAGUUGGGACUGAAUUUCCUAAAAAUCUUUCAUUUGUUGGCAGUGCACUGCUUUCUACAGUAAUUACUGAAGGGGAAUGUUCAUUUGUUCAGCUUAAUCAUAUUAAACUGCCUGAUGGUUCCAUUCACUAUCCAAACUGUAUGAAAGAAGCUGCAUUUGAAACUAGAAAAGAUGUAUUCUAUCCAAGCUGUAACAUAAAAUGUGACAAUGCGGCUAUAAAUGAAUGGUUUCAAUCAGCAACAGACAGUCGUAAUAAUUCAACACAAUAUACGAGACAGUUUUGGCUUUUUUUCCUCUUGAUGAUAAUAAGUUGGAUCGGUCAAGCUGUUGUGGUGACUUUUGCAGAUGCUAUCUGUUUUAAUGUUUUAGGACCACGAGUUGCUUUGUAUGGUAAACAAAGACUUUGGGGUUCCGUUGGCUGGGGUAUAUUUUCUUUGUUAACUGGUACAUUAAUUGAUUUGUUCAGUGACGGUGCCUACAAAGAUUACACGAUCGCUUUUAUACUUAUGUUUGUAUUUAUGUGUGGAGAUGUUAUUGUUUCAUGCUUUAUUAGGAGUGAAUCAACAAAAAUUUCAGUUAAUAUUUUAAUAGAUGUUGGUACUUUACUUUCCUCAAUACCGACUCUUGUGUUUAUGCUUUGGACAAUAUCUGUCGGGCUAUGCACAGGUCUUCUCUGGCAAUUCCUCUUCUGGCUUCUAGAAGAUAUUUACGGCUGUGAUAAUUCUGAUUAUGUUAAAACGCUACAAGGCUUGGUUAGUGCUAUUCAGACGUUUGGUGGAGAAAUACCCUUCAUGUUUGCAUCUGGUUAUAUACUUAAAAAGUUAGGUCAUGUGAAUAUGAUGAGUUUAGUGCUGUUUGCCUUUGGUAUACGUUUCAUUUUAUAUUCUCUUCUGACGAACGCAUGGUGGGUGCUGCCGAUAGAGAUGUUUCAAGGUAUUACAUUCGGAAUGUUUUACCCAACGAUGGCUUCUUAUGCCAAUGUUGUGUCUCCACCAGGAACCGAAACAACUGUACAGGGUCUCGUUGGGGCAGUUUUUGAAGGAGUUGGCACAUCUCUUGGCAGUUUUAUUGGUGGCAGAUUGUACGAAACAUAUGGUGGUUCAAAUACUUUCCUAUGGUUUGGUAUUGGGUCACUCAUAUGUUGCGCUAUUCACAUCUUUGUGCAGUACUUAAUAAAGGAUAAAGUUCGUAAUGCUGAACUAUCGAAAGCUUACUCAUCUAUUAUUCGUUAUGAAAAUUUAUACGAUCCAAACUGUAUAUUUCAAGAGAUGACAGAUUUCAACGCGGAACACUAAAUAAGUUUUUUUUUGGUUAUAGAUAUUUUUAGUAAAAUCCUAAGAAUUGUGCUGUAAAUUGUUUAAGGUAGUUUUUAACUUGAUAUCAAUUGUUGGGGGAAAUGUUUAUUAGCUUUUUUGUAGUUACAAACAUUAAAACUAAAUUAUGACGACUUAAAGACAGCAUUAAAUAAAAAAUAUAAGCUCUUAAUAAAGCAAUAGGAGAGAUUUUUAAGAAAAAAUUUGGUUUAAUCAUUAUUGUAUAUUUUUGU
Molecule: messenger RNA, 2743 nt
Organism: Papilio xuthus (Asian swallowtail)
Lineage: Eukaryota; Metazoa; Arthropoda; Insecta; Lepidoptera; Papilionidae
Gene: Sugb
Product: Sugar baby transporter
Exons: 14
Coding region: 291-2492 (733 amino acids)
Cellular component (GO): membrane
Source: RefSeq, a predicted model, not a curated record